GGCUCCAAACUCGGGCUGCCGGGGCAAGUGUCUUCAUGAACCCAGAGGAUGUCCGGGAAGCAUUACAAGGGCCCUGAAGUCAGUUGUUGCAUCAAGUAUUUCAUAUUUGGCUUCAAUGUCAUAUUUUGGUUUUUGGGAAUAGCAUUUCUUGGAAUCGGACUCUGGGCAUGGAAUGAAAAAGGAGUUCUGUCCAACAUCUCUUCCAUCACCGACCUCGGCGGCUUUGACCCGGUUUGGCUUUUCCUCGUGGUGGGAGGAGUGAUGUUCAUCCUGGGAUUUGCUGGGUGCAUUGGAGCUCUGCGAGAAAACACUUUCCUUCUCAAGUUUUUUUCUGUGUUCCUGGGAAUUAUUUUCUUCCUGGAGCUCACUGCUGGGGUUCUGGCAUUUGUUUUCAAAGACUGGAUCAAAGACCAGCUGUAUUUCUUUAUAAACAACAACAUCAGAGCAUACAGGGAUGACAUAGAUUUGCAGAACCUCAUAGACUUCACCCAGGAAUAUUGGCAGUGCUGUGGGGCUUUUGGAGCUGAUGAUUGGAACCUAAAUAUUUACUUCAAUUGCACAGAUUCCAAUGCAAGUCGAGAGCGAUGCGGCGUGCCCUUCUCCUGCUGUACUAAAGACCCCGCGGAAGAUGUCAUCAACACUCAGUGUGGCUAUGAUGCCAGGCAAAAACCAGAAGUUGAUCAGCAGAUCGUAAUCUACACGAAAGGCUGUGUGCCCCAGUUUGAGAAGUGGUUGCAGGACAACCUAACCAUUGUGGCUGGCAUUUUCAUAGGCAUUGCCUUGCUGCAGAUCUUCGGAAUCUGCCUGGCCCAGAACCUGGUGAGUGAUAUCGAGGCUGUCAGGGCUAGCUGGUAAAGCGCCUGCCACAGCCACUUGCAGACACUGGACAGACCCAGCCUUCCUGACCCUCCAGUGCGCCCACCUGACACCCAUGCUGCACGGACUCUGACCUCAGAGGCAUCCCGCAAUCCCAACUGAUGGAGCUGCCAAGAACUUAGUUUUGGUGGGGGGUAAAACUGGGAAAUGCUGCUC
Messenger RNA from Budorcas taxicolor (takin), 1032 nucleotides. RefSeq names its product tetraspanin 5 (gene TSPAN5). NCBI's taxonomy places the organism in Eukaryota, Metazoa, Chordata, Mammalia, Artiodactyla, Bovidae. Gene Ontology annotation, biological process: regulation of vascular endothelial growth factor signaling pathway; protein localization to plasma membrane; protein maturation. Gene Ontology annotation, cellular component: membrane. The record is from RefSeq and is a predicted model, not a curated record. Bases 49 to 855 code for a protein of 268 amino acids. The transcript is spliced from 8 exons.